GGAAGGACCUCGCUGCAAAUGGUGGCUUGCGUAAAGCGGCAAAACUAGAUCAUUUCCUCCGACCCCCCGCUCCGCUCGUCUGCCGCCGCCCACACACCAAACCCUAACCCUACCGCCGCCGCCGCCAUGGCCGACCCGCGGAUGUUCCCAUCGGGAUCAAACGGCCCGGAAGACCACGCCCCCGGCCGCCGGAAGUACAACCCCUACCAGGACCUCAACAUGCCCUACAACUACAAGAACCUCUACGACCUCCCCACCUCGCCGGAGUUCCUCUUCGAGGAGGAGUCCGCGGUGCAGCGCCGAUCCUGGGGCGAGAACCUCACUUACUACACGGGCAUCGGGUACCUCUCUGGCGCCGUGGGCGGCGCCGCCCUCGGCCUCCGCGACGCCGCCGCGGGCGCGGAGCCCGGGGAGACCGCCAAGAUCCGCGCCAACCGCUUGCUCAACGCCUGCGGCAGCUCCGGCCGCCGUUACGGCAACAGGCUCGGGGUCAUCGGGCUGAUGUACGCCGGGAUGGAGAGCGGCAUGGUCGCGGCACGCGACCAAGACGACUGGAUCAACAGCGUCGCCGCAGGGCUCGGCACCGGCGCGCUCUUCCGCGCCGCUAACGGGCCGCGGUCUGCCGCCGUCGCGGGCGCUGUCGGCGGGGUCCUUGCUGCCGCCGCCUUGGCCGGGAAGCAGCUUGCGAAGCGAUACGUACAGGCAAUAUGAAUCUCUUCCUGUUCUCUCAGAUCAAUUGAUCAAAUCAAUCAGUCGCCAAGAAUGGAUUAUUUUUGCGUUUGUCGUUCUCCAGUUUAGCUGCUCCAUUAGAGAAUGCAUAAUAUCUAUGCUGUGUUAGUCACAUGUAUACGAUCGGAAUGGAUGAUUUUGGCUUUGUUACAUUGUCGGAUGCCAGCAUGAUGUUAUACAUUUUUCGGGUGUUGCUGAGCAAUAAGAGUCUAUUUGAUAUUUUGCAGCGAUUACAGUAGUGAAACAUGUACUGCAGUAUUUAGUAAGAAUGUUCUUCAGUUUGAA
Molecule: messenger RNA, 1014 nt
Organism: Aegilops tauschii subsp. strangulata
Lineage: Eukaryota; Viridiplantae; Streptophyta; Magnoliopsida; Poales; Poaceae
Product: mitochondrial import inner membrane translocase subunit TIM23-1
Biological process (GO): protein import into mitochondrial matrix
Cellular component (GO): TIM23 mitochondrial import inner membrane translocase complex
Molecular function (GO): transmembrane protein transporter activity
Source: RefSeq, a predicted model, not a curated record